Messenger RNA from Paramecium tetraurelia, 641 nucleotides. RefSeq lists its product as uncharacterized. Lineage: Eukaryota; Ciliophora; Oligohymenophorea; Peniculida; Parameciidae. The transcript has 3 exons. The record is from RefSeq and is a predicted model, not a curated record.
AUGAAAAUUAUUGUCUUAAUAUUCUUGUUAGGUGCCUUUGCUUCAAACAUCAGACAUAAAAAGGAUAGACACGUUGAUUCAUAGACAUUAUCACAUCAAUAAUAAAACACUAAAGAAUUAUUGCAAGUCACUGAUAUAGACAAUGAAUCUUAGACAUUAGUUGAGGAAACACUCGACUAACAAUAAAAUUUAGAAGAACCCAAACCAUUAUAUAAUAAUGAUGGAAGAUCGCCUGAUAUGGGCUUAAAUGAAGUUGAAAAUAAUGAUGUCGCUGAAGCUCCCAUGAUGGCAGAAGAUGUUUAUGAUUACUCAGCUCAAGAAGAAGUGAUUAAAGGCGUUUCACUUAUAUAAGUUGGAGAGAUUGAUGCAUUAGCUGAUAUAGAUACAAGCAUGCCAUUAUUGGAUGAGGAUUUCAAAUACGAUGAAUAAGCCCUUCAGGAAACUCCAUUAAAUGUUGAUAUUAUUGAAGAAGUACCACAACAAUAAGAAUAAGAAAUUAAUGAAAUAGCUGACUAAUCAGAAUAAGAAGUCCAAGUAGAAGAUUAAUAAGAUUAAUUAAUAAAUGAGGUUUAAUUACUCUAAAUUGGAGGAUUCUAUUAUUGAUUUAUUCAAACAAAAUAUAACAUUAAAUUCAGUUAUUA